UUCGCCCCUCUUUUUGUUUUCUUAUAAAAAUCAUUUGAAUUUUAUGUUCAUGUUGGUUGAAUUUUGAGAACCCAAGCAGCUAAAGGAGAUGGAAACGGUGGCGCCAGUCCCCGCUGUGGAUUUCAACUUCGACAGCGCAUGUUCGUCUCCAUACAUGACGGCUCCUUCCAGUCCUCAACGCUUUGGCAAUUUCUUCUUUAGUGCUCCGACCAGUCCCACUCAUGUUUCUUCUCUGUUGGUGGAAAAGCCUACGACCAACGAUCCCGAUGAUAAUGGUGAAGAUUUCGAGUUCAACUUCAGUGGGCAAUUAGAACGAGCUUCUUUGUCGGCCGAUGAGCUAUUCGAUGGCGGAAAGAUUCGGCCUUUGAAACCCCAGCCUUGUGUUAAACACUUGUCCAGUGGCGUUUCGUCACCCAAAUCAAAACAACAACAACGUGGGAGAGAAACAAGUUCUUCAGUUCAUAAGAAAAGCAGAUCAUUGUCUCCAUUAAGAGUAUGCGACAUCAUGUUGGAGCAAGAAGAAGAAGAAACUUCAUCGUCAAGUUCCCACAAAACCACCACAAACAACCCUAAGUCUUCUUACGUUUCGUCCAUCCUGUCAAAAGUGAACAGAAAAUGGAAGUUGAAAGACCUUUUGUUGUUCCGGAGUGCAUCGGAAGGGAGAGCAGCAAGUGAAGAUCCUCUAAGAAAAUAUUUUCUUCUGUCGAGGAAAGAGACGGAGGACGUUAGAAACGCAAGUUUCCGGUCAACUGAUAGUAUGGGAUCGGUGUCCAGUUGCCGGAGGAGAGGAGCAAUUUCGGCUCACGAGUUGCAUUACACGGCUAACAGGGCUGUCUCGGAGGAGAUGAAGAGGAAAACUUUUCUACCUUACAAGCAAGGCCUCCUUGGAUGCUUGGGUUUCAAUCAUGGAAUGAACCAAAUUUCCAGGGGCAUUGGGUCUCUGACACGUGCAUGACCUUGAUUUACUCAUCUAUCGCCUCUUUUGUUGAAAUUACAUACAUUUUAUUCUUUUUAUG
This is a messenger RNA of Hibiscus syriacus, 1016 nucleotides long. RefSeq lists its product as uncharacterized. The record is from RefSeq and is a predicted model, not a curated record. NCBI's taxonomy places the organism in Eukaryota, Viridiplantae, Streptophyta, Magnoliopsida, Malvales, Malvaceae. The transcript has a single exon. The coding region runs from base 89 to 955 and encodes 288 amino acids.